Molecule: messenger RNA, 1056 nt
Organism: Prunus armeniaca (apricot)
Lineage: Eukaryota; Viridiplantae; Streptophyta; Magnoliopsida; Rosales; Rosaceae
Source: the annotation of a GenBank genome assembly
AUGGUGGUCUGCAAAUGCCGCAAGGCUACCAAGCUGUAUUGUUUCGUGCACAAGGUUCCAGUUUGUGGUGAAUGCAUCUGUUCUCCCGAGCACCAAAUAUGCGUGGUUCGUACCUACUCAGAGUGGGUAAUAGAUGGAGAGUAUGAUUGGCCUCCAAAAUGCUGCCUCUGUCAGGUUGCACUUGAUGAGGGGACUGGCUCUCAAAUGACUCGGCUAGGUUGCUUGCAUGUUAUACAUACAAGUUGCCUGGUUUCACAUAUCAAGAGUUUCCCUUCUCAUACUGCACCAGCUGGAUAUGUUUGUCCUACAUGUAACACAUCGAUAUGGCCUCCCAAGAAUGUGAAGGAUUCAGCAUCUCGCCUCCAUUCAAAGUUGAAGGAAGCUAUCAUGCAGACUGGCUUGGAAAAGAACUUGUUUGGAAAUCAUCCAGUUUCAUUGUUAUCGACAGAAUCCCGUAGUCCUCCGCCUGCAUUUUCCUCAGACCCUCUUAUUAAUGCAUCUUUGAAUGGAGGCAGGGAAAUUAAUGCAAGCUCAUCAGCAGCAAAAGAUGAAACUAACAUAAUUGAUUUCUCAAUAGAAGCAGGAUCUUCUAUACUUCCAGUGACGGACAUAGUGGAGAUAGAAGGUCCUAGUGCAGCAGGGAAUUUUGUGAAAAGCACAACUCCUGUAGGUCCUGGUGCUACAACACGAAAGGGUGCAUUCCAAGUUGAGCGACAAAACUCUGAAAUCUCAUAUUAUGCAGAUGAUGAAGAUGGGAAUCGCAAAAAGUACUCACGAAGGGGUCCAUUCCGACAUAAGUUUCUAAGAGCAUUGCUUCCGUUCUGGUCAACUGCAUUGCCAACUCUACCAGUGACUGCACCCCAGCGGAAAGAUGGAUCAAUUGCAAAUGAUGUCCCCGAGGGUCGCGCCCGUCAUCAAAGAUCAUCAAGAAUGGAUCCAAGAAAAAUCCUUCUUGUGAUAGCAAUCAUGGCAUGCAUGGCGACUAUGGGUAUUUUGUAUUACAGAUUAGUGCAACGGGGUUUUGGUGACGAGAUACCUGAAAACGAGCAGGAAUAA